CCUUUUAAUGACCUUCAUGUAGUCUACAGACUUUAAACCCCAUUAACCAACCAACCAAUCAGGUUUAUGAAGCUGGGUGCUGGGGCUUCGAAUAUGUUGUGGCGAACGUGAGCGUGUUAUACCUUCAGUCAGCGUCUGGACAGUGAAUAGAGUGUGAUGUCAGCCAUAGUGACCUGGUUCCUCGUGGUAGUCCUGGUGACUGCCGCCGCCUGUCAGGAUAGCGAUGGUGCUGGAGGUACAAUUAAUGAGACUGAAUAUGUAGCCGUUAACUUGAUCUACUACAACGUAGUGGAUGACGUGCCCAGCAGUGUCUGGCAAACUGAUGCCGCCCAAGUUAAGUUCUCUGUCGCCUCUGGUCUCCUGCUGAAGAACUUCUUGCUGUCCAUGUUGCCUACUAAGUACCACACUUUUGCUAUGAACACCACGUUUGCUAUGUACCUUCUUCCUCAAGAAGUUCCGGACUUCUUACAGCAAGAGUACGCCCUUGUCAAUGACACCGCCCAACAGCUGAUAGCCCUUCUUAAAGAAGCUUGGGCACGGUUGACAGUGAACUGGUUGACUGUGUUUGAGAGGGAAGUUCCAGCCUUGCACACUAAAAUAAAUCUUUUAGUGACAGAAAAUUCUUGGAAGAACUUGCAGGAAGUGGCGCAGGCAGUUCUGAACUUGGCAAAAGUCCUUGAUCCUGUACCUACCUUCAAAGAUUUAGUCAACUUUAUUGACAUAAAGCUGAACGUAAAGGCUAAAUUUAGCGAGUGUUACUUAAAAUUUAACAAAUUUACUAGAGGCAUUGAUGAUUAUAUAGCUAUGACUCAACUAAGUUAUGCAAAAAGCGGUAAUAAAAUAAUGGAAGGUGUUCAAGACUUAGUGGGGGCCAUAUUGAACCGCUAUGGACUGACAAGGUCGUCACGCGGCAAGACUGAAAUAAUAAAAGCCUUUGACUACUUGCACGCUAGUCUUGUAGACUUGAGCCUUAACAUCUUCGAUACAAGAAAGUCGCCUUUCUUAACAGAUUUCCACAAAAUAACGCAAGACUAUGCUGACUUCAAAGCUACCUUGAAAGCUGAUGCCUUAGAAGUAUUGCAGAAUGUUAACAAUUUCUUCCAGUCUCUAUGUACAGCUAUUAAAUGUAGCUUCAACCUCUUCAUAAACCCAGAGUUUAUUAAGCAAGUAGCAGAGCCUCAGACUAUGUUCUCUAAAACUGAACAUUGCAGCUUAAUGCGUAACAAUAUGAAGUUCUCUACUAGAAUAAUGGAGAUGCUGAAGGGGCAUUCUAGUAUACUGGAUAACUACAAAAACUUUCUAGAAUAUGGUGUUUCUUUCUUGUCCUUUUUACUGGAAAUAUUGAAAGGAUCUCCAGAGAGUUUUGACCCUCUGGAGGAGACAGACACGCAGCACUUGCUACCUUCAGAGGAAGAUGUAGCGUCAAACUAUAUAGAUUACUCUCCAGACUACAAUUCUGUUGCUAGAUCUCUAAAGAAAUCUCGCUUACCGACAAUGAGUAUAAUACUAGGUAGAAAUGGAUCGGAAAUUUCGAACAAAAUUAGCAGCCUGGGAACUAACUCUUCAAAAAAUAAAAAUUACUUCAGCCUGGUAUCUUCCAGGAUGCAGACUAAAGAGACUACACAAUCGUCAGCCUAUGAGAAGAUUGACAUGAUCUCUGGCAACCUCUGGAGCAGAGGUAGACGCGAGUUGUACCAUUACGCUCCAGUGGCAACACAACCUCCAGACAUGUCUGAUCUAGUCACCGAUACCUUGGAUCCUACCGAUGAGGAGGAGCCUUUGACACCUCGGACAACUAGCGGAACUGCAAGUAAGGAAGACUUAGAGAGUCUGCCCACCACAGCCUCUCCUCCCACAACACUGUCUGCUUCACACAGGCAAGACUCUUGUACACACUCGGACUGCAAGUUUAAUAAAAAGUUUAAAUUUUCUUACUUAAAACUUUAAAUUAAACUUAUUUUUUUUUUUAUACUUUUGUAAAGUUUUCGGUUUGGUGAACGGUGGCUGAAAUUUAAGUUAUAAUCUUGUGAAAGAUUUUGCUUGACAGAAGAAACUAAAUGUAGUUCUUUAGUUUUAAACUAGUUUAAACUUUGACGUGCUAUUUAUCGAUCAUAGUUUUAUGCACGCAGUCUCUGAAGACGAGGAACAAACAUCAAACUCACAAUUUACUUUUUACUCUCUAACCCUGUUAGAGAGUAGUCUUAGUUGUAAGGUUGUUAGAAACUAUAAUCCAGACUUCUUUGAAGACUUGAGGGUUACCUAGAUUAUGGAGACUACUUGCUUAUCCAAAACUUUCAGGUAACUUAUUUUCAAUAAAACAAAACUGCUUCCCAUUCUCCA
Cherax quadricarinatus is the source of this 2340-nucleotide messenger RNA. NCBI's taxonomy places the organism in Eukaryota, Metazoa, Arthropoda, Malacostraca, Decapoda, Parastacidae. The record is from RefSeq and is a predicted model, not a curated record.